This is a messenger RNA of Arachis ipaensis, 516 nucleotides long. The record is from RefSeq and is a predicted model, not a curated record. Lineage: Eukaryota; Viridiplantae; Streptophyta; Magnoliopsida; Fabales; Fabaceae.
AUGGAAGGUGAAGCAAGUCUCUCACAAAUUGCUCCGCCCACCUUUGAUGGAGAAAACUAUGACCUUUGGGCAGUUAAAAUGGAGUCUUAUUUGGAGGCAUUGGACCUUUGGGAAGCCGUGGAAGAGGAUUACGAAAUUCCUCCGCUGCCAAACAAUCCUACCAUGGCUCAAAUAAAAUUGCACAAGGAGAAAAAAACAAGGAAGGCAAAGGCAAGAUCAUGUCUCUUUACUGGUGUUUCAUCAAUAAUCUUCACCAGAAUCAUGACUCUCAAAACACCAAAAGCAAUUUGGGACUAUUUAAAGGAAGAAUACGCAGGGGAUGAGAGGAUUCGAGGCAUGCAAGUGCUCAACUUGAUGAGGGAAUUCGAGAUGCAGAGAAUGAAAGAUUCUGAGACAAUCAAAGAAUACUCUGACAGGUUGCUUUCUAUUGCAAACAAAGUUAGAUUACUCGGCACUGAAUUCACUGAUUCUAGAAUUGUGGAAAAAAAUUCUAGUUACAGUGCCAGAGAGAUAUGA